Messenger RNA from Salarias fasciatus (jewelled blenny), 3667 nucleotides. Its product is annotated as MAGUK p55 subfamily member 2-like. Gene Ontology annotation, molecular function: protein binding. The record is from RefSeq and is a predicted model, not a curated record. NCBI's taxonomy places the organism in Eukaryota, Metazoa, Chordata, Actinopteri, Blenniiformes, Blenniidae. The transcript is spliced from 15 exons. Bases 234 to 1895 code for a protein of 553 amino acids.
AGACGACAACAAGAAGCGCACGAGACGUCCAGGUAGCGGGAACCGUGUCCGUGUCCGUGUGGAAAGAGUAACAUCCAUCUGUCCGUCUGUCCAUCCAUCCAUCCGUCCAUCCCUCCAUCCAUCCGUCCAUCCCUCCAUCCAUGCACCAGGACAACAUGCCAACACCAGUACCUGGACUGGAACUGAGCCUAGAGCCCGGACCCCUGGAACCGGGGAUCUCCUGAAGAACGACCAUGCCUGUGGCCUCCACCAGGACAGAGCCAGUGCCCCAGGUGUUAGACGCGAUGAGCGACAGCACCACCAGCACCACCACUGCCAAUGACCUGGACCUCAUCUACCUCAAGGGCAUCAUGGAGAGCCCUGUGGAGCAGGAGGAGGGCCUGAAGGAGCCUCGACUGUCCCCGGUGAGGGAGAACAACGUGGAGCUCCUGCAGGAGAUCCUCCGAGACCUGGACCCCUUCACGCAUCGCUCCGACACUGCAGCCGAGCUGGCCCGCAUCCUCACACAGCCUCACUUCCAGUCCCUGCUGGAGACUCACGACUCGGUGGCCUCUCAGACCUGUGACAGCCCUCCUCCCAGUCCCUGUGACUUCGUGGAUCACGACCCGGAAGACGGACACACACCCAACACACACCUGCCACCCGACGCCAUCCGCAUGGUGGGCAUCCGCAAAGUGGCGGGCGAGCAUCUGGGCGUGACCUUCAAGGUGGAGGGAGGAGAGCUGGUGAUCGCGAGAAUCCUCCACGGCGGGAUGGUGGACCAGCAGGGCCUGCUGCACGUCGGAGACAUCAUCAAAGAGGUGAACGGACGGGAGGUGGGCCGGGACCCGCGGGUGCUGCAGGAGGAGCUGCAGGCCGCCAGCGGGAGUGUGGUGUUGAAGAUCCUGCCCAGCUACCACGAAGCCAUCCCGCCCCGACAGGUGUUCUUCAAGUGCCACUAUGACUACGACCCGGCCAAUGACAACCUGAUUCCCUGUAAGGAGGCGGGGCUUCGCUUCGAGACGGGCGACAUCCUGCAGAUCGUCAACCAGGACGACGUCAACUGGUGGCAGGCCCUCCACGUGGAGGGGGGCAGCGCCGGCCUCAUUCCCUCCCAGAUGCUGGAGGAGAAGAGGAAAGCCUUCGUGAAGAGAGACGUGGAGCUGACUCCUGCAGGAAAUCUGUGUUCUGGUGUUGGAGGGAAGAAGAAGAAGAAGAUGAUGUACGUCACCACCAAAAACGCAGAGUUCGACAGACAUGAGAUCCUGCUCUACGAGGAAGUGGCCAAAGUCCCGCCUUUCAAGAGGAAAACGCUGAUUCUGAUUGGCGCUCAGGGCGUCGGCCGGCGCCGGCUGAAGAACAAGCUCCUGCUGAGGGAUCCGCAGCUGUUCGGCACCACCAUCCCGUACACGUCUCGGAAACCCAAGAAGGGCGAGCGCGAGAGUCGGAUGUACGGCUUCACCAGCCGCAGCAAAAUGGAGGCUGACAUCAAGAACGGGCGCUACCUGGAGCACGGCGAGUACGAGGGGAACCUGUACGGCCUGAAGAUGGACUCCAUCCACGAGGUGGUGGAGGCGGGACGCGUCUGCAUCCUGGACGCCAACCCCCAGUCCCUCAAAGUGCUGCGGACCUCCGAGUUCCUGCCCUACGUGGUCUUCCUGCAGUCCCCGGACUUCGAGGUGCUGAAGGCCAUGAACCAGUCGGCGGUGGAGGCCGGGGUGGUCGCCAAGACGCUGACGGAUGAAGAGCUGCGGAGGACCUGCAGCGAGAGCGCCAAAAUCCAGGCGGCGUACGGCCACUACUUCGACCUCAGCAUCGUCAACGACAACCUGGACGAGACGUACCGCACCGUCAAGGCGGCGCUGGAGACGGUCUCCAAGAACCCCCAGUGGGUCCCGGUGACCUGGGUCUUCUAGUCUCCCCCCGCCUUCCCCGAGUCGUCGGCGUUACUUUUAGCGUUAGCUUAGCAUCGUGAGGAAAGCACAGAAGGGGAUCAGACGAAUGUGUGUGUGUGUGUGUGAGAGAGUGUGUGUAGUGCUAAACCACUGACCAUUUUCUAUGUUUUGUAUGUUUUUCUACAUUGUUCGUGCCAUUACUGAUGUCCAUUGUUUACAUAUCAGGAGCAGCUCGCCGCUCGGGCGGCGCUCGCGUACCGGACGAGUUCAGAUCAGCCCGCGUCGUAUCCGACCAACAAACUUCUUGCCUGUUUGCUUUUUCUUCUUCAUUUCAUCUGCUUUUCCGCUCGAACACAUUGAGAAAGCACGAAAGUCGACCUUUAACCUCCAGAUUAGCGUCUGUCAGCGAGCCACUGCCGCCGUCUGCAGGCCAGCAGCGUCAUCAUUUCACAUUUCUGAGAAGAAAUGACGAAACAAACAAUAAGUGGUGAAUAAAAUAAGAGUUAUGUGUUAAAACUAGGUGUCAUCUCCAUAAAUAAGGCCUGAUCAUCUUUCCCUCGUGAUUCAGUGUGACGGGAACCGGUUUGUUUUCUCUCAAUCAGAUCAGUUUCCCAGCAGCCCCAGCCACUGUUGUUUUUUUUCUUUUUACUUCAGUUGCUGGAUUUAACAGACCAUGGAGCUGUUUGGUCAGUUUACUGACUUGAAACAGUGCUGUUGUGUUAUUAAGGUACUAAGAUGCUUUUUUAUGAGAAAUCUUCUGUUUGCACUGUUUAAUACCUUCAAUUUGUCUUUAUUACAAUUCUUUUCAAGAAUUUCUUCACUUAUUUCAUCAUUUCUUCUCAGAAGUUCAGAUUGCAUGCUGGGAAGAGGAUGUUUCUGACUGUUUUACUCCUCCAUUACAGUAAUUAUGAAGUCUUGAGGGAAAUGAGGAGUUUGGUUCAAGAUUUAAAACCUUUUUAGAGUCGGUGUUAAAAAACACUCCUGAAUGAUCCAUGUACUAAACAUCAACAAGCUGUAAAAAGUGCCAAAAUAGCUGAACGUCUAAGCUUUCCUGUCGUCUCAUCCUGAUGUCUCUGCGUUCUGGACUGACCGGUGUAUACAGGGGGGUAUGGAGAGCAGAGAAAACCCUGUUUGGAGUCAUUUUGUGGAGAGCGGACGGCAGAUCCUGCUCAGGCCGGUACGCUCACAGUCAAUAACAGCAGGUCUGUUUGUGCCGUUCCCUCCGGAGCCGCAGAAAACUCCUCCAGCUCAUUUUACUUCUGUGUGUUUGUGGCAGCUACAGAGUCCUUCUGAUGCACAACCAAUCCUUUAUACGCUAAAAAAGAUGUUUUCAGUCAGUAAACUGAUGUUUCUCCCGGCCCAGAAACGUCUGGCAGCUACACUGGGAUUGUGGAGAAGUCCUGAAUCGCACUGUGUACUUUCUAUUUGACUUCUGGAACCGCCAUUGAUGCAAUAAGACCGUGUUUUUCCCUCGUGUCUUGGAAACGUUGUGUACAUAAACUGUAAAGUCUCCGAGCUUGGACCGUACGCACUGCAUGUACACGGUGGUGAGAGUGAGUCCCACUUCUUCAACGUUUCAUGACCGUGAUGCAUCCUGGAGUUCACCGCAGAACAGACGUGCCAGUCUCACAUUUACAGUCCGCAGAUCUGUAGCGGAUCUCUACGUUUUGGCAGAUGGAAGACAGACUGGCCGAUGUGUCCGGGACUAACUGCGGUGCAUCACUGUCAUAUAUCAGCUCCAGAAUGUAAUUCCAGUGACUUUGAAAAACCGUGAAGUCAUUAAACUGAAUUUA